Quercus robur (English oak) is the source of this 3366-nucleotide messenger RNA. RefSeq lists its product as uncharacterized. The record is from RefSeq and is a predicted model, not a curated record. Bases 1 to 3366 code for a protein of 1121 amino acids. Lineage: Eukaryota; Viridiplantae; Streptophyta; Magnoliopsida; Fagales; Fagaceae. Gene Ontology annotation, molecular function: nucleic acid binding; RNA-DNA hybrid ribonuclease activity. The transcript is spliced from 5 exons.
AUGGUCAUUAGUGAGACCAAAGUUAGUGGUGAGAGAGCUAAGAGGAUCUCAGAUAGAAUAAAUCUUGAUGGGGCAAUUUUUGCAAACUCAAUUGGCCUAUCUGGAGGAUUGUGGGUUCUUUGGGACUCUGACCAAGUUGAAAUUGCUGAGCUAGCUACCACUGAGCAAGAAGUUCAUGUAAUUGUCACGCCCACAGCGAAGCCUCCCUGGCUUCUCUCAGCCAUUUAUGCUAGUCCAAGGUAUGCUGAGAGACGGCUGCUUUGGGAAAAUCUUGAGUCUGUGGCCAACCUUCAUUCCAUGCCCUGGGUAAUAGCAAGUGAUUUUAAUGAAGUGCUUAUGGGGGAAGAUAAGUUUGGUGGAUGUUCGGUCAACAUAAGUAGAGCCCUUCGCUUCCAGGAUUUCUUGAACAAUUGUAGAAUGAUUAACAUUGUUGUUCUUCAUCUGGAAAAAACUCACUCGGAUCAUUGCCCUAUUAAAUUGUGUUUUGAGAAAGAUAGGGGUCUUCACUUCCCCAAGCCCUUCCGCUUCCAACCUAUGUGGCUUUUGGAUCCAAGUUUUCCGAGGGUGGUAAGGGAAGAUUGGAAUAAUUCUCCCUCUUUGCAUCAGGCUUUGUCAAUCUUCUCUUCCAAGGCGCAAUGCUGGAACAAAAAUCAUUUUGGCAACUUAUUUCAUAGGAAGAGAAGGAUCCUAGCCAGACUUAAAGGGAUUCAAGUUAGUUUGUCUCUAAGACCCAAUGAUUUCUCGGUUGAUCUGGAAAGGAAGCUAAGAUUUGAAUAUGCUGAGGUGGCAAAAAUCGAGGAGGAAUUUUGGACUAUAAAGGCUCGGAUCCUUUGGUUGGUGGAGGGAGAUAGAAAUACUUCCUUCUAUCAUACUUCAACUCUUGUGCGCCGAAAGCGAAAUAGAAUUAUCUGUAUGAAGGACAGAAUGGGCAAUUGGCUAAAUGGGGAAAUAGAGAUUGCGGAUUUUAUCAGGCAAGGUUUCUUGGAUCUCUUCACCUCAGACAAGGAGAUCUUUGAGGGUCUUUGGGUGCUUAAACCCUUUAAAGCUCCCGGCCCGAAUGGUCUCCAUGCGGGAUUUUUCCAGCGUUUCUGGCUGAUUGUUGGUGACUCUGUAAGAGAGGAGGUUAAAGGGGUUUUCUCUUCAGGGGUUAUUCCAGACUAUAUGAACCAAACCCUCAUUACCCUCAUUCCUAAAUGCAAAAGCCCUGAGUCUUUGUCCAACUACCGGCCAAUUAGCUUUUGUAAUACGAUCUACAAGAUAGUGACCAAGAUUAUUGUUAACCGGAUCCAUCCCUUUUUGUCUGGUUUAAUUUCUCCGCUCCAAGCAGCGUUUGUCCCAGGAAGGAAGGGCUUGGAUAAUGCAAUUAUAGUCCAAGAGUUAAUCCACACAAUGUCAAAGAAAAAGGGCAGUACAGGUGUUAUGGCAAUUAAGCUUGACUUAGAAAAGGCUUAUGAUCGCCUUGAAUGGAGUUUCAUUAGAGAUACUUUGAAUCUUUUGAACUUCCCUGAUAAUUUAAUUUCUCUAAUCAUGAGCUGCGUCUCCACCACCUCUAUCUCUAUUCUGUUUAACGAAGGGGCAUUGGAUGCUUUUCAACCUUCAAGAGGGCUUCGACAAGGUGACCCUCUAUCGCCUUAUCUUUUUAUCUUAUGUAUGGAAGUUCUCGGGGCUUUAAUUGAGGGGAAAUGUCGAGAGAAUCUUUGGAAUCCAAUUAAAGCUUCUCAAGGGGGUCCAAGUUUCUCACAUGUAUUUUUUGUUGAUGACCUCAUGUUGUUCGCCAAAGCUGACCGGAAAAAUUGUGUUGCCAUUAAGGAUGUUUUAGACUCCUUUUGUGAGAUUUCGGGGCAGAAAAUUAGUGGCAAGAAGUCUCGUGUCUUUUUCUCUCCCAAUGAAAAAGGUCCAUCUCAUUGGUUGGAACAAAUCACAAAAGCAAAAGAGGAAGGUGGCCUAAGUAUUCAAGCAGCCAAGCCGAAAAAUACUGCCCUUCUUGCGAAGCUUAAUUGGAGGUUUCACUCAGAAAAAUCCUCCUUAUGGGUAAGAGUGUUAUCAAACAAGUACCGAGCUCAUCGUAGAAGUUUUAGAAGCGCAACAACCCUUACUUCGUACUCAUCUACUUGGGUUGGUCUUAAAAAAGGUGAGGAAAUUUUUUCAAAAGGUUCCAAGUGGAUAGCUGGGAAGGAUAGCUUCUUAUCUCUCUGGUUUGAUAAGUGGCUGAACAAAGGUCCUUUGAGAAGUCUGAUUUCUGGACCUCUGAACAAAGGUGAAGAGAAUCUUAAGGUGAUGGAUAUUGCUAGCUUCCUUGGAUGGAGAUGGGCGGGAUUAUCCUUUGAUCUCCCUGCCUCAAUUCUUUUGGAAAUAAAAGCAACCCCUGUCCCUUUCUCAAACCAGAGUAAGGAUCGACUCUCUUGGUUCUCCUCUCCCAAUGGCGAGUUCAAGUUGAGGGAGGCAUAUCGCCUUGCAAAUUUGGUUGGCAAUGAUACAGCGAAUCAGAUUUUCAGAGGAGAUUGGGUGUGGAAAGUGCAAUCCCUUCCGAAGAUAAAACAUUUUCUCUGGCAAUGUUGUCACGAAAGCAUACCAGUCCGGGCCAUUCUUGCAAAGAGAGGUAUGGAUGUUUCUUUUCUAUGUCCUAUAUGCAAUAAUGCUCCUGAAACCAUUAUUCAUACCUUAAGAGAUUGCCCCAUGGCACAAAGGUAUUGGAACUCCUUUUCUCCUCCGAUCCAAAGAAGCUUAUUUUAUGAUACUAAUGUGGUGGAGUGGCUGAAGCUUAAUUGUCAAAGCUCCAAGUCCAGCAACUCUUCGGGUAUGGAGUGGGGUAUACUCUUUCCUUUCGCUCUUUGGACUAUUUGGCUUCACUGCAACAACACUGUCUUUGGAAGACCUCAUCUCCAAAAAGAUUCCAAAACUGAAGCAGUAGCCAAAGCAGCUGAAUUUCUUCACCUAGGAAUUAAUGGGAAGCUGAUAAGAGCUAAAACAAAAAUUCAGGUUCGUUGGCACCUUCCUCCUCUUAGCUGGUUCAAGUUGAAUACAGAUGGAUCUUCAUUGGGGAAUCCCGGUUUGGCUGGCGGAGGUGGUAUAAUUCAGAAUGAUAAGGGAGAAUGGGUCAAAGGAUUUGCACGAGCUAUCGGGUCUACAACAAGUGUUGCUGCAGAACUUUGGGCCCUUCGUGAUGGCAUUCGCUUGUGUAUUACUCUUAAACUUCUAGCAGUUGAAAUUGAGCUUGACUCAAAGUUGGUUGUGGAUCUUAUGAAGAAGGAUCUAGAUCAUCCUAAUGGUAUUGAUGUUUUGGUGGCUGAUUGUUGGAAGUUUGAAAGUUCAAAAAUCUGCUACUUCUAUGACCUUACUUUAAUGGUUGACCUGAAUUACACUUAA